Molecule: messenger RNA, 3196 nt
Organism: Microtus ochrogaster (prairie vole)
Lineage: Eukaryota; Metazoa; Chordata; Mammalia; Rodentia; Cricetidae
Gene: Strip1
Product: striatin interacting protein 1
Biological process (GO): cytoskeleton organization
Cellular component (GO): cytosol
Source: RefSeq, a predicted model, not a curated record
AAUUGAGCCGGGGGUGUGGAGCAGCCAAGAUGGAGCCGGCAGCCGCCUGUCCCGGCCCUCUGAUUGUGAACAACAAGCAGCCCCAGCCGCCACCUCCUCCUCCGCCUGCCACCGCACAGCCUCCUCCCGGGGCGCCGAGGGCCGCUGGAGGCCUCCUGCCGGGGGGCAAAGCUCGCGAGUUUAACCGCAACCAGCGCAAAGACUCGGAGGGCUAUUCUGAGUCUCCGGACCUGGAGUUUGAGUAUGCCGACACAGACAAGUGGGCUGCAGAGCUCGCAGAGCUUUACAGCUAUACAGAAGGACCAGAAUUUCUGAUGAAUCGAAAAUGCUUUGAGGAGGACUUCCGGAUCCAUGUGACAGACAAGAAGUGGACCGAGCUGGAUACCAACCAGCACCGUACCCAUGCCAUGAGGCUUCUGGAUGGCUUGGAAGUCACUGCCCGGGAGAAAAGACUCAAGGUGGCUAGAGCAAUUCUCUAUGUUGCUCAAGGUACUUUUGGAGAGUGCAGCUCAGAGGCAGAAGUGCAGUUCUGGAUGCGCUACAACAUCUUUCUGCUCCUGGAGGUGGGCACGUUCAAUGCCUUGGUGGAGCUUCUGAACAUGGAAAUAGAUAACAGUGCCGCAUGCAGCAGUGCAGUGAGGAAGCCUGCCAUCUCCCUGGCUGACAGCACAGACCUGAGGGUUCUGCUCAACAUCAUGUACCUGAUUGUGGAGACUGUUCACCAGGAUUGCGAGGGUGAUAAGGCCGAGUGGAGAACGAUGCGGCAGACCUUCAGAGCUGAGCUAGGGUCUCCCCUGUACAACAAUGAACCAUUUGCCAUCAUGCUAUUUGGGAUGGUGACCAAAUUUUGCAGCGGCCAUGCACCCCACUUCCCCAUGAAGAAAGUUCUCUUGCUGCUCUGGAAGACCGUAUUGUGCACACUAGGUGGCUUUGAGGAGCUGCAGAGCAUGAAGGCUGAGAAGCGUGCUCUCCUUGGCCUUCCCCCACUGCCUGAGGACAGCAUCAAGGUGAUCCGCAACAUGAGGGCUGCCUCCCCACCAGCUUCUGCUUCAGACCUGAUUGAGCAGCAGCAGAAAAGGGGCCGGCGAGAACACAAGGCUCUGAUAAAGCAGGACAAUUUAGAUGCCUUCAAUGAGCGGGAUCCCUAUAAGGCUGAUGACGCUCGAGAAGAGGAAGAGGAGAAUGAUGAUGACAACAGCCUGGAGGGGGAGACGUUUCCCCUUGAGCGCGAUGAGGUGAUGCCUCCCCCACUACAGCACCCUCAGACAGACAGACUCACCUGCCCAAAAGGGCUCCCUUGGGCUCCCAAGGUCAGAGAGAAAGAUAUCGAGAUGUUCCUUGAAUCCAGCCGCAGCAAGUUCAUAGGCUACACUCUGGGCAGUGACACCAACACAGUGGUGGGGCUGCCAAGGCCAAUCCACGAAAGCAUCAAGACACUGAAACAACACAAGUACACGUCGAUUGCAGAGGUCCAGGCACAGAUGGAGGAGGAAUUCCUUCGCUCUCCUCUCUCAGGGGGAGAAGAGGAAGUUGAGCAAGUUCCUGCAGAAACCCUCUACCAAGGCUUGCUCCCCAGCCUGCCUCAGUAUAUGAUUGCCCUCCUGAAGAUCCUACUGGCUGCAGCUCCCACAUCAAAAGCCAAAACAGACUCAAUCAAUAUCCUGGCAGAUGUUCUGCCUGAGGAGAUGCCCACCACAGUGUUGCAGAGCAUGAAGCUGGGGGUAGAUGUGAACCGCCACAAGGAGGUCAUCGUCAAGGCCAUUUCUGCUGUGCUGCUGCUGCUGCUCAAGCACUUUAAGUUGAACCAUGUCUACCAGUUUGAAUACAUGGCCCAACACCUGGUCUUUGCCAACUGCAUCCCUUUGAUCCUGAAGUUCUUCAAUCAAAACAUCAUGUCCUACAUCACUGCCAAGAACAGCAUUUCUGUCCUGGAUUACCCUCACUGCGUGGUCAAUGAGCUUCCAGAGCUAACUGCAGAGAGUCUGGAAGCAGGGGACAACAACCAGUUUUGCUGGAGGAACCUCUUUUCCUGCAUCAACCUGCUUCGGAUCUUGAACAAGCUAACAAAGUGGAAACAUUCAAGGACCAUGAUGCUGGUGGUGUUCAAGUCGGCACCCAUCCUGAAGCGGGCCCUAAAGGUGAAGCAAGCCAUGAUGCAGCUCUAUGUGCUAAAGCUGCUCAAAGUGCAGACCAAGUACUUAGGGCGACAGUGGCGCAAGAGCAACAUGAAGACAAUGUCUGCCAUCUACCAGAAGGUGCGACAUCGGCUGAACGAUGACUGGGCGUAUGGCAACGAUCUUGAUGCCCGGCCCUGGGACUUCCAGGCAGAGGAGUGUGCUCUCCGUGCCAACAUUGAACGCUUCAAUGCCCGGCGCUAUGACCGGACCCACAGCAACCCUGACUUCUUGCCAGUGGACAAUUGCCUGCAGAGCGUUUUGGGCCAGCGGGUAGAUCUACCUGAGGACUUCCAGAUGAACUAUGACCUUUGGCUAGAAAGGGAGGUCUUCUCUAAGCCUAUUUCCUGGGAAGAGUUGCUGCAGUGAGGACUGAAACUUCAUCUCAUCACCCGUGAGGGACUGUCCUCAUCAUUGCUGCGGUUCUCGUCAUGUCCUCCAGAUGGCAGCACAGCUCCAUUGAGUCCUUACAGCCAGCCCUGGGCCUGUGAGGACGUUUAGGCUGACCUCUGCCUGACUCCCAGCAUCCUACUCAGGAGCAGUCAUCUCCAAGCUGGAAUCUACUCUUUCUCCACUUCCCCAGUUUCUUCCCUCCCUUCUUGGUCAUGACUGAUUGCAACUUAUUUCACAAUUAGCCGUAGGCUGGGAAAAGCUGAGACUGGCCUUGCAUCCCUUCUCAUCAGCAACUGAAUCUCAAGGUCACACUGACUCCUGAGCAGUUUUGACAUGAGAUUGGUGUGAGGGUCAAGAACUGAAAACUGACACUUUGGUUGUGCUCUGGGGUUGACGAUGCCAUUCCAGCAUCCUGGGGAGUUUGUCCAGAAGUGAUAGAAACCACAGCUUCUGCACCCUGAUUUUGGAUGUGAUCAAAGAUAGAGCAAGGCUUCCUGAAGUCAGAGGUGCCAUAUUCCUCUUGAUUGCCAUGGCCUGUAAAUAUAUAAAAUUCUCUGUGUUCUCUUGUGUCAUGGUGGGGUUUUUAAUGUGUUUGUGUAUUCUGUUUACAUUAAAAGAAAGCAAAACUA